This is a messenger RNA of Nilaparvata lugens (brown planthopper), 751 nucleotides long. RefSeq lists its product as uncharacterized. Lineage: Eukaryota; Metazoa; Arthropoda; Insecta; Hemiptera; Delphacidae. The transcript is spliced from 7 exons. The coding region runs from base 30 to 599 and encodes 189 amino acids. The record is from RefSeq and is a predicted model, not a curated record.
CCACGGCCACGCCGAUUCCAGUACCAAGAAUGAACAUCAAAGAAUUUCUACGAGCUAAAUUGCUUCUGAUUAUUGAAUUGUAUAAAGGACUGUUUUGGACCGUAUUCUUGGUAAGAUAUGUACUCCAACCUAUCUUUGGCUUCACAUAUGAGAACAUACAACCCCGCGUCUACUUCCUGUUUUUGGAAAAUUACCUCGUCGUGUCAUUCAGAUCAACUCUGAUCUUCUUCAGAGACCUCAAGGACACUUUCUGUGGCAUCUUCGACAAUGUCCUCAGUAUGGGAAUCCGGUUCAGCUUGAUUGCUGUUGUUGUGAUGGUCGACCAAAUGUACUCUCUGAAUUUCAUGAACAUGUUCAGAGUGAUCUUCAGAGUCGUGUCACGCUGCAUCCAUUGGAUGGGACCUGGAAAGAUCUUCACCGUUCAAAUGAUUGGGAUCAUCAUGUGGAUGAUGGGUGUGGAGACUUCUGUCAAAAUUUUCUGGGGCUUCAUGGUUUGCGCAUACUGGUUGGCCAGGGAUGGUGUGAUUUUUUUCGCUGAACUGCAAGAUCUUCUGGUUGAAUUUUUCAUUACAAUGUUCUUGGACGAAUUCGUCCAAUAAGUAAAAAGAAAUAAGAAUCUUCCAAUGAUGCGUCCAUUUGCAGCAGGCAACAUAAGAUUUUUGAUCUACUGGAAAAUGAACAAGUUAGUUGUGUUAAUUAAAAACUACUAUUUAUGAAUUUCUUUAAAUUUUUUCAAAUCAAACUAUUGUGU